CACAGGCUCUAAACUGGCCAAUCUUUUUAUUCUUCUCUCUCCCUUCCAGAGACCUAACUGCCAAGUCCGGCCUCCUCCUACGGAAUUUCUCGAGCAUCCAGGCUUUCUCUCUUUUCCUGUCUCCUGUGCAUCCUUCCCUAGGAUUACUGCUAGCCUUCCUUCCCAGGCCCCGCCCCUCCCUCUGUACCCUCUCCCCCUCAAUUCCCAGCUGACUCAUCCACUGGUCCCCCUAGAGGCUUGGUUUCAUCCUGUUACUUCCCCUCCGGAGAAAUGACAAGGGCUUGGGUGGUGGAGAGCAGUGUACUAGAGCCGGGGACUGCUGGUCCAAGCCCCUCAUUGUACAGAUGGGAAACAGGCUCAAAGGCAAAGGAUUUAUUCAAAGUCCCCAGUAGAGCCUGGAAAUUCAGAUUUCACUUGGCAUUCAAGCUAUCCUUCCCUGUAGCUCAAUCAUUUAUUCAUGUAUUUAUUCUACAAAUAAUUUCUGUGCCAGGUUCUAGUCUAGGCAUUGGAGACAACAGUGAAAAAAAAAUAGUCUAGACAUUGGAGACACAACAGUGAAAAAAACUGUAUCUGCCCACACAGAGCCACGUUCUAGUGGGAAGAGAGCAGACAAAUAGAAUAAAGAAGUCAGUCAGAUGGUUAGGAGCUGCUGAGUGCAGAAGGCAGAUGUUGCAAUUCUAAAGAGUAGCCAGAAGGUACCCCUUGAGAAACACUUGGAGGAGGUGAGGAAGUGAGCCACAGAGAUGUGAGGAGCAGAGGGAACAGCCCGAGCAGCUCAGAGAACCUUGGUUCUUUCAACACACACAUGCCACCUGGGUGAAGAGUGAGGGGGAAACUGGACAGAGACUUCCUGGAGGGUGGGCUGCCCCAAGAGGAGGACACGAGCUGGCCACGUCCUCAGGCUCUCUGUCCUGGGCCUCAGAGCCCCUCUGGCCAUGGCCACACGUGGCUGUGUUGCCUCCUAACCUGGGUGUGGACACCCAGGCCUUUGGGGUUUUGAAUCAUUAGGAAGGAGCCCCUUGGUCCAGCCACACGUCUGUUCGUGACUCCCCGAGUUGCAGGCCUGCCCCACCCUGCUUCAUCCACUCCCUGUUGAGGCUGUUCUGCUGGCCUCUGCUCCCAGCUCGGGUCUGUUUCCUUGGCCUCCCUGACUCAGUGGCACGUGAAACUUCCCCAUCAGGCCCAGGGGAAGUUGUCUCCUUCCUGCAGACCCGAGGCACAGUCUAGGAGCCAAGACUGAGCAGAGCCCAAACUGAGCCCACUCCACCUCCCUCCCUCCCUCUGGCCCUGUCCAGGCAUCAGGUGUGAUGAGAUAGAAGGGGAGGCUCCGGGGGGCGGCCCUGGCCGUGGAGUGCCACUGGAACGUUCCUCCUCCUGGGAAGCUCCGCCUUUUCUCCUUCCUGCUCUGCCAUGUCGGAGACACUCACCCUAGGAUUCAGAUCACCAUUGGGAUCUGCCUCCCCGGACUCUGGCGUGCACGCUGAACUGAAGGGGUUUUCCAGUUUCCAGUUUGCCUCCUACUAAGAACCAUUCAGCAAGUUCCUUAACUCCUCUGAGCCUCAGGGUCCUUGCGUGAAAAAACAAACAAAACAUUCAACACCAUACCAAACCAAAACAAUCCUACUUCGGCAGGUUUUUAUGAGGUUGAAAGAAAUAACAUCAUGAAAGUCCCUGGCCAGACGUCUGGCGCAUAGUAGGUCCUGGAUAGGCGCUGGCUUCCCUCCUCUUCCCUAAUGCCUGGUGAUAGGACACCCCCUGGAGGCCAGCAGCCCGCCUGGCCACCUCCGUCCUAGGCACCCAGCAGGGGGCUGUAUCGUUUUAGGUGCUCAGGAAGAGGCCACCUCUUCACACAGCACUCCCAGGUGACUAUUAGUGUGAAAUAACUUUCUUGUAAGGAAGUCAGAGAAAGCCUGAUACAUAUUAGCAGGACAGGUAUAUGUACUCACCGGGGAGACCCAGCUGUCUAGUUAGCUGGAGACUCUGCCAUUGUUAGCGGUAAAAGUCCUGUGUCCCCAGAAAACCCUCAGUCCCAGGUAAACAGGGACAGCUAGUCACCCUAUCACCACGUCUUAACACAGAAGCUGGCCUUCUCAGGCUCCUGCUCCCAGCCUCCCAUUCCCUGGAGGAAGCUGGGAGGCAGCGAGGGAAGGUGGGCGGCAGAGGACGGAGGCAGGGCGGUUUCUCCAGCCCCCUUUCCAGGGGGGAGCAUCCAGGUCAGGGCAGUGUGUCCUCCCAGCCAUCUCCACCUUGCCAGCUCUUGUCUUUCUGAGCCCUGGCGCUCCCCCUGGUGUUGGCAGGUUUAUUACUCACAUUCUGUACAAGUUCCCCAAAACCCAAUUCUGCACAGGGUGACAUGAAUGAGGGCCAGAUGUUUCCGGUGCAGGCAAUGGGUUUGUGUCAUGAGAGAAGAACCCCAAAUUAUGAGACUUGGAGCUUAUAUAGAGCAUCUGGCACAUUGGCCCAUCUUCUCUCUCUCUCUCUUGACUUUUACUCUGGAACCUGACCUGAUCUUCUCUAAGGAAGAAGGGGAAGGAUGGAAGGAAAUCUCUCUGGAGCUGAUACACUGUCUCUAACUCCCAAGGCAUGUUGGCUCUUCAGUGGCCCUGAAAUGAAGCUUGGUCAGUGCCCGUUCCUGGGAAGGCCCAGGCCAGGCAGAAACAUGAAAACAUUCAUGGAAAACUGUCUCCCAACAGAGAGGAGAGUGCGUUCAUGAAACAAAAAUAAUAUGCUAUAAAUAAGAAAUCCUUGGAGAAUUAGAAAUCUUGUAAAUUAAAAACACUAAGGGAUAAAAAUUUGAAGGACCAUGAUGAAGGGAUGGAAGAGAAAGAUGAGGCUAUCUUCUAGGAAUCAGACCAAAAUGGACAAAAAGCUGGAAAAUAAGAGAGAAAAGCCAUGAAAAUGAGAUGAAUACAUGAGUACGUGUUCAAUAUCCAACUAAUUAAGGAGUUCCAGGAAAACAGAGGGGGAGAAAGGAAGAUGAAGAAGCAACGAUCAAUGCAGCAAAGCCACUCCCAGAACUGGAGGAUGCGGUUCACAGUGAGAGUGUCUAGGGAGCUCCCAGCACAGUGGAUGAAGACGGGUCAGCCCAGGGGCCACCGUCGAGGUGGGACCUCCUGAGGUGAGGUUGUGCUGCAGGGACCAGGAGGGCUCGGGUGGAGCUCUCACACAGAAAUUAAAAACAGGAUGGCCCUGGGCCGUGGGAAGGACACUUUCCUCCCCUCCUUCACAGCUCUGCCUCAUCAGAUUCUGUAUUUGGAAUACCCUGAAGAUCAUCUUCCCUCUCUCUCUGAUACUCUCUGGUUGCCACGAUUCUCCUCCCCCUUCAUUCCUUAGGGGGAGCCCCAGGACCCCAAGCUUCUGCAUUUGCUUGGGCCUUUUCACCCGCUCUUGCCCACACCUCCUCUCAGAGUCAGUUCCUGAGCACUGAGCCAACCAGGACUUGGAGGAGCUCCUUAUCCCCACCCACGGAGGGGCCCACCAUGCCUGCCUCCCAUCCCACGGUCAGGGAGAGCCCCACGUGACUGUCUGAGGCAAAAGUUUCCUGCCCUCAGGGGAAUGCUGUGUCAGUGCCCAGGCAAGCUCCAGAGCUGGCAUCUCCCUGCCCAGCCAUGGGCUCCAAACUGCUCCUGCUGCUGCUCCUGGGACUAGCAGGCCAGGGCUUGGCUGGCAGCCUCCCUGAGUUGCUGCAGGCGCCUGUAGGGAGCUCCAUCCAGGUGCAGUGCCACUACCGACUCCAAGACGUCAAGGCUCGAAAGGUGUGGUGUCGCUUCCUGCGGGAGGGGUGCCAGCCCUUGGUGUCAUCAGCCGUGGAUCGCAGAGCCCCAGCCAGCAGCCGCGUAUUUCUCACUGACCUGGGGGGCGGCCUGCUCCAGGUGGAGAUGAUUUCCCUGCGGGAGGAGGAUGCUGGGGAGUAUGGCUGCCUGGUGGAGGGACACUCAGGGCCCCAGACUGUGCACAGAGUCACUCUGAACGUGCACCCUGCAGCUUCUGGCCUGGAAGAGGAGGGAGAGAAGACCCAUCAUGUUGGGAGUCUGGCUGACAGCUCCUCUUCAAACCCUGUGGGCAGUGCCAACCCUCUGGAUCCCAGCCAGGAUGAGAAGAGCAGACCCUUGAUUUGGGGUGCUGUGCUCCUGGUGGGCCUGCUGGUGAUGGCAGCGGCGGUGCUGUUAGCUGUAAUGGCCAAAAAGAAAGGGAACAGGCUUGGACAAUUUCAGAGCAAUGGAGUCCCAGGCACAGCACCCUCCUCGGCGGUCCACCACAUCAGUAACUCUGGACCGGCUGCUGAUCUGCCAUUGGAUGUACCAUAUGUUAGGCUCGACUCACCACCUUCCUUCGACAAUACGACCUACAGCAACCUUCCUCUUGAUCCUCUGCCAGGGAAACCCCCAACCCCAGCCCAAUCCUCUUUGCCCCCUCUGCCUCCUAAGGCUGUGACAUAUGCCACAGUCGUCUUCCCUGGAGGGGACAAGAGUGGAGGAGCCUCCUGUGAGCCAGCCCAGGAUCCACCUAAUAGCCAGACUCCACCCAGCUAAGCUGUUCAUCUUCCUAUAAACUCACAGAGAUCAUCUCCAGGGUUCUGUGUACAUCCAUGCAGCCCAUGCCCUAGAUCCCUAGGGUGUCCGAGCAACUAGGGAUUUCAGGAUCUGAUCUAAUAUCUUGACUUUUCUGACCUGGAAAGUGAUACUUAGAUAUGAUCGAGGUGUCUUGGGAAGCCCCCAUGCUAGUUCCUCUGCCUUUAAACCACUGUGAUAAAUAAACUCUUAAGUGAUAA
Camelus dromedarius (Arabian camel) is the source of this 4771-nucleotide messenger RNA. It is a transcript of the gene TREML1, whose product is annotated as triggering receptor expressed on myeloid cells like 1. Gene Ontology annotation, molecular function: transmembrane signaling receptor activity. NCBI's taxonomy places the organism in Eukaryota, Metazoa, Chordata, Mammalia, Artiodactyla, Camelidae. Gene Ontology annotation, biological process: platelet activation. The coding region runs from base 3609 to 4532 and encodes 307 amino acids. The transcript is spliced from 6 exons. Gene Ontology annotation, cellular component: plasma membrane. The record is from RefSeq and is a predicted model, not a curated record.